AUAAAAAAAAAGGAAGAAUUCGAAUUAGAAUUCGAAAUGAAUAUGUUUAUAGUAGUAUUCAUGACAUCCAUGAUCCUAGUAUGGUUGAUUUGGAAGCGGGGUGGAAGGAAGAAGGUACCGCCGUCGCCUAGGGGGGUUCCAGUGCUGGGGAACCUCCACCAGCUGAGCCUCCUCCCCCACCGCGACUUCCUCGUACUAUCGAAGAAACACGGGCCGCUCAUGUUGCUCCACUUCGGACGGGUUCCAGUGCUCGUCGUCUCCUCUGCGGAUGCUGCUAGGGAGAUCAUGAAAAACCAGGACCUGUCUUUGGCGGACAGGCCAAGGUACAAGGCUCACAAGAAGAUCCUGUACAACGGCAAGGACGUCGUGUUCGCGCCCUACGGCGAGUACUGGCGCCAGGCGAAGGGCCACUUCGUCCUGAAACUGCUGAGCAACAAAAGGGUUCAAUCCUUCCGCCCCAUCCGGGAGGAGGAAACCGCCCUCUUCGUACAGAAGAUUCGAGAAUCUUCUGGACAACCGGUUAAUCUCAGCCAUAUGUUUUUCAACUUCACCUACGACGGGGUGUGUAGGUCGGCUCUCGGCCGGACAUACAGCCAGUCCGACAAGGGGAAGGAGUUCCUCGUGCUUAUGAUGGAGAUGACCGAGGCCUUGGGGGCCGUCAGCAUCGGAGAAUUCAUCCCGUGCCUCCGCUGGAUCGAUCGUAUCAAUGGGUUUGAUAAAAAGGUCGACAGGAUUGCCGCUGGUUUGGAUGGAGUGCUGGAGGCUGUCAUUCGAGAGAGGUUGGGGAAUCUGGCCAUGGGGGACUCUUUCGAGGACAAAACUGAAGUUGAUUUUCUUGAUAUCUUGCUUCAGAUUUACACUCAUCAUGUCUCCACCAAUUGGGAUACCAUUAAAGCUAUAAUUUUGGAUGUGUUUGGUGCGGGGACCGACACCUCGGCUGUGGUACUGGAAUGGACGAUGACGGAACUCCUCCGGCAUCCAAAGGCCAUGCGAAAACUGCAAGAAGAAGUGAGAGGAAUCAUCGGACAAAAACAAGACAUAACAGAUGAUGACUUUGACAAAAUGCACUACUUGAAAGCCGUGAUCAAAGAAAGUCUCCGUUUGCACCCGCCGUUUCCCCUUCUCCUUCCAAGGAUAGCCACUCGAGACGUGAAGGUAAAGGGGUACGACGUUGCGGCAGGGACAGUGGUGAUGGUUAGCUUUUGGGCCAUAGGGAGGGACCCUGAGCUGUGGGACGAACCAGACAAGUUUAUGCCAGAGAGAUUCUUGAAUUCUUCUAUAGAUUUUAAGGGUGCUGAUUUUGAGUUGAUACCUUUUGGUGCCGGGAGAAGAGGCUGCCCGGGGAUUGCGUAUUCGAUGGCAGUUAUCGAGUUGUUGGUGGCUAAUAUUGUGGCCAAAUUUGACUGGAAAUUGGCUGAUGGAAAGGAUUUGGACAUGAAUGAGGGACCUGGGAUUACUGCACAUAGGGUUGUCCCUCUUCAUGCAGUUGCUACUGUGGUUGCAUAGUAUUUUCAUGUGUGUUUGUGUUUUAAAUUUGUGUUUAUGGUUUGCUGGGUGAAAAAUGUUUUAAUCUCAUGAAAUAUUAAUUGUUACUUUAGGAGUUACAUUCGAUCAUAAUUGCAACGCAUAAACAAUAUGAUCCCAUAUAUAGAGCAUUAAUUGUUGUGUACUCGAUGAAAUAAAUAAUGAUUUGAUUAUA
This is a messenger RNA of Salvia splendens (bonfire salvia), 1699 nucleotides long. RefSeq names its product cytochrome P450 736A117. The record is from RefSeq and is a predicted model, not a curated record. Bases 37 to 1506 code for a protein of 489 amino acids. Lineage: Eukaryota; Viridiplantae; Streptophyta; Magnoliopsida; Lamiales; Lamiaceae. Gene Ontology annotation, molecular function: iron ion binding; monooxygenase activity; heme binding. The transcript is spliced from 3 exons.